AGAGACGUAGGGAAAAGAAAGAAAACAGGAAGCGUCGUAGAGUCGCGAAACGCAGGGCGAUAGCGUGUCGUAUUUAGAGUGUAUAAGAUAUGGAAUUGUUAACAAAAUUUACAUUUGUAUUAGCAUGCGUAUUUGCAGAAUGGGCGGUUACAUUCGUUGCCGUUGCUAACUGCACUAUUUUCCCCUCAGAAAUGAGUGGCGAUAGUGCACUAAAGCUGCCACCAGCAUUCAUUUCCGUAUCACAGAAGAGCGCUCCGGGAUCCUUCUACUCUCUCGGUCUUUCAUCUGCAUUUCCAGAAGACAACGAGUAUUGUUCUGAACUGCUUCGCAUCUACGGUCAACGCUACGUGACUUUCGCGAGCUGCCUCGUGACUUACGCGCGACCUGUCAAUGUGUGUCAGAACUGUUACCCCGACUACAAGAGUCUGUGGAACAUUUAUACUAACAUAUCAUUGGACAAAUCUACCCCUGGAAAUGUCAGUUGCCAUGACAGCCUGAUGCGUUCUGAUAGGUUGAUGCUGCUCUAUAUCCUGUUCGUCAAAUUAGAUGAGAUCUGGGAAUCAGCAGAUUGCAAGAAAUGUCUGAAUGAAGACCAAGACGCUCUUUCUAAUGAGACUCUUAACUUCAUGGCCACUCUGAAUGAGUCUCUCUCCUGUUUUGAACAAUACAAGAAGAACCACACUGAACUGUGUAAAGACUGCAAAACGUCAUACAAAAAGUUGAGCGAGGUCUACGGCAGCAUGGCAAAAAAACAACAGCUUUGCAUUGAUUUAGAAGACGCGAUGAACAUGACACAGCACCUGUGGAGUAGUAACUAUAAUUGCUUGUUACCUCGGGAGGAGACGGUGCCUGUCAUCGCAGUGUCCAGCUUCAUGCUUUUCCUCCCCGUCAUUUUUUACUUAAGCAGUUUCCUGCACUCAGAACAAAAGAAGCGCAAGCUUAUACACCCCAAAAGAGUCAAGUCCAGCAGCAGCCUAAUGAAUAUCCAAGACAAAUUCAGCUGAGUGGACAUGAGGCAUAGAGAAGGCACUGCAUCUUUGGUUCAUCGCUCCUACUAAACAGGCACUUUCAGCAUGGGUAGGGUUCGUAACUUCUCCUGGACUCCAAGCAAAUCUGGGAUCAAAGACUUUAGGAUGCUCCACACAUGCUGUAUUCUUUUUCUAUUUAAAUCAUUUUUCUUUUUUUUUUUGCACAAUUUGUGAUUUGCACUAUUGAUAUCAGUUCGCCAAGUUUUACUAAUAAUUCUAACAAUUUUCUUAAAGAAACAGUGAUGAUUUCUAUACAGUGGAUGCUAGUAUUAUAUUAUUGUAUUUAUGGUAUGAAGGAGAUGUAAUCCCGAAAGAGGGAAAUUUAUCUUGUAUAUUAGACUGGUUAUGCUGCAUUUUCACUGCACUAUCUGUUACUAUCAGAGCAUGUUACAUUUCAUAUUCUCUAUUUUCCUAGGUGAUAACAAACUCACACACACACACACACACACACACACACACACACACAAAUGCACGUACACAUACACACGCACACACUCAUUACAUGGCAGUGGUGCCACUUCUGGAAGCACUCCAUGUGCAUUAGAGAAAGAUCUUGUAACAAAUACUUUAUUCAGGGGCAAAGGUGUAUGCAGUGAGUAGAGGAGAAAAGUAAAGGACGGAAGAGGCAACAUGAAGCUUUUUUAGAUGUGCCUGUUUACUUCACUUUUUGUUUUACAAUGGAUUUGCCAUAGUCUUCUCUCAUUGUGUGGUUAUAUACAGUUAUUCUGAAAAAGAUAAUUAAUGCUAAUAGACCAGAGAGCUCCUUCAUUUUCUGGACUCGGGUUUUGACCAUAGCAUUAUAUGAGGUAAAGUGUUUCGUACACACUGUAUGCGCUAAGGUUCAUUCAUAGGAUUUUUACAUACUUCUGCGGUUGUGAAAUAGUUUUCAAUCCAAAUAGCUUCCUCAUUCCUCCAUUUCAGUUUUUCUUAACUCCUAAAGCCUUCCUUGGUGCGAUUGACAGGCUUGUUGUUUUCAGGGUUAUGUGGACUUUCCUUGGAUUGCAAAGAGCCUGUUUCCCCAGUCAUUAGCAGCUAAUCUAAAUGUAGGAUAAAGUUACUUGGCCGAUUAAUCGUAACAACACAUCCGUUAAGCUGCAUUGGCUUUUUGGUCUUAUGGAGCCAAGCCACACUGCCUGUUAAGCGCAUUUCACUUCAUUUAUCCAAUCAUAUGAUCGUACAGGAAUAUAUGGGGAAAAAUAGCCUUUUCAUUUGUGGCUCAUGAGUGCAAUGUCUAACAAGAAUGACAGCUUUCAUACCUGCAAUGCCAGAUCUGUUGGUGAAAGUCAUUAUUCCUGACCUGACUGCCAAAUGUAGCAACCAGGCGAAUUUUAUGGCCACGUGUUUGAGGAACUGACGCAAAACCUGAAAUACCUUUUGAAAUGUAUGACUCAAACCUUAGUUUACCUGACAAGAACCUUAGAGAGGAUGAGGGGGAACGGGUGGGGGAUAGGAGAUUAUCCGUCAUCACGUUUUGCCCUGCUAAAAUCAGAGCGGUGACUUUGGACCUUAAGCAGUGAGCCCAUUAUGAAAUAUUCCUGAGCCUGAAACUCAGCAGGGACUGAUUCAACAAACCUUCAAAGUAACUGCUGCAUUUUUUUAAAUGUUGCCAUUAUGAUUUUGGAUGACUUCUACAAAUCUUUUUUUGUGUGUUGAUUUAAUGACUGCUUUGUGCUUUUUAGAAAAACUUGCUUACUAACAAAAGUCUGAAUUUAAUUUCAUUUUUUGUAAGGCUGUAAUAUUAUUACGAACAAUAAAGAGAUUUCUAAAUGUG
Puntigrus tetrazona (Sumatra barb) is the source of this 2799-nucleotide messenger RNA. RefSeq names its product osteoclastogenesis associated transmembrane protein 1 (gene ostm1). The record is from RefSeq and is a predicted model, not a curated record. NCBI's taxonomy places the organism in Eukaryota, Metazoa, Chordata, Actinopteri, Cypriniformes, Cyprinidae. Gene Ontology annotation, cellular component: cytosol. The coding region runs from base 90 to 1004 and encodes 304 amino acids. The transcript is spliced from 6 exons.